AUGUUUUACUUGUUUACUCUGUCCGGAAUUUAUGAUCAUUUUUUAUUUACUACGUGUAACGAUUUCUAUCUUCAAACCUCAAUUUCCCGAAAAGAUAACCGAAGAGAAGCCCAACCCAUGGAUUUGAGAACAAGCAUGGAUGAAGCCUUAGACACAAAGACAGGCCCAAAGGGUGAAGAGGUCCCUGAAAGCAUUUUUGAAGGUUUGGAAGUUGGGUUCUUGAAGGAUAAUGAACAGUGGGUAUCUAAAGUGAAAGCGCUUAACUGGGAUGAUGUUGCUUCACUGGAAGAGAUGGUGAAAGCUACUGAACAGCUGGUACUGAAGUACUCCAAUCCGAACCAGCAUAUAAAGCAUUCUAUCAAAAAAGUUUUUGAGAAAGUUCUCGGGAGGUAUCCUUUGCUCUUUGGUUAUUGGAAGAGGUUUACAGCUGUGCAAUAUCAGCUCAAUGGUCUACAGAGUUCAAUAGAUGUUCUUUCUCAGGCGGUUGAUGCAUUCCCCAACUCCUUAGAGCUGUGGUGUGACUACCUCAGUGUCCUAUUGGCAAAUAACCCCGAUCAAGUUGACCAGAUUAGAGUCAAUUUCCUUAUAGCCAAGGACUUAGUAGGACUACAGUUCCUUUCGCAUCCGUUUUGGGAUAAGUUCAUUGAGUUCGAAUCGAGGCACCAACAGUGGAAAAACGUGUUGGCGAUAUAUCGGGAGGUUAGCAAGAUCCCUCUGCAUCAGUAUUCCAAAUACUAUACGGCCUAUAAGCAACUUGCAGAAAGAACUGACACCGGGAUUAGAAUUGAAGAAGAUAUAGACCAGGUUUUCGCCAAUACGCAGAAACUUGUUAAUGAAGUUUGGACAUAUGAAUCCCAGAUCGCACAAAGUUUCUUCAAUAUUGGCCCUGUCAGACAGAAAGAACUAGAUAAUUGGGAUCAAUAUCUUGAGUUUGUGAUUAACUCUGAACACUUUCAUGCCAGCCUUGUCAAGUCAACUUUCAUGAGGUGCUUGGUUCCCUGCCGUAACUAUGAACAUUUUUGGCUAAGGUUUACAAAGUGGAUGGAAGAAAACAGUAGCCUAGAAGAAUGCUUAGACGUUUAUCAAAAAGGCGUUAACGCAAUCUCACAAGAGAUGCGUACACUGCGACAGCAGUUCUUAGACUACAUGAAGCUUCGGCUGAAGGACGACGAAGACAAGGUGCUCGAGUUGUAUCUUCUUACUCUCAGUGAGUUUUCGCGCAUUUACCAGCAAGACGCUUCCUUUAUGGUAGAAUUCUUGGCAGCUGUGCGUAGAACAUCAUUUUCUUCUGAUCUUUCCCAAACAGACCAGGAAAUUCUGAGGCAACAAACGUCAUAUGCAUCAUAUUUGGAAAAGAAUGUCCGUUGUUACACCAACCAAACACCAGACGGAGACGUAAAGCUGCAAGGUAUUCUCAAUGACAAGAAUCUAUCAGUGGCAGUGGUAGAGCUUAUUAAAGUCACGCAUCUCAAUCUGAGGAAUGUCUCCCAAUCGCGAAAAUACUUCAAAGAGUUUGAAUCUUUACCGCAAAUCCGAAACUCCACAGCUUUUUGGCUUUUGUACUACAAAAUACUAAAAGUUUCUGUCGAGCUAAAUGAGUUAGAACGCUUCGUGGCUCGCCUGGGUACGGAAAUAUUUCUACCAACUUUGGUUGUCAACGAUAUAUUAGACGAUUUCAAAUCUUUUUUUCUCACGAAUGUCAAUUAUCCAGAUUACGAGCACGAAGUUUAUAAAGGCCGUUAUACCUCUGGCAUCGACCCACUCACGGAUUUGUACUUCAAGGUGAACAACCCUCUAUGGACUAAACAGAAAUCGACAGAUAGGCAACGGAAUGAAAUAAAAGACAAUGGGCACAUUGGGCUUUACCUUGAAAAGCCUGAAAUUUCCAACACAAUAAUCGAAAGCCAUUCUAAAAGUUUCAGCAAUGGACCGCCAUCAUUGCCCACUUUUAAAAAUCUUGAUAAAGCCAACAAGCAAGCAUCCUUUAAGGACUUUCUAUCUACAGAUUACACCAACGUGGUCUAA
Molecule: messenger RNA, 2025 nt
Organism: Lachancea thermotolerans CBS 6340
Lineage: Eukaryota; Fungi; Ascomycota; Saccharomycetes; Saccharomycetales; Saccharomycetaceae
Gene: PRP39
Product: Prp39p
Exons: 1
Coding region: 1-2025 (674 amino acids)
Biological process (GO): RNA processing; mRNA 5'-splice site recognition
Cellular component (GO): U2-type prespliceosome; commitment complex; U1 snRNP
Molecular function (GO): protein binding
Source: RefSeq, a predicted model, not a curated record